Molecule: messenger RNA, 1722 nt
Organism: Schistosoma bovis
Lineage: Eukaryota; Metazoa; Platyhelminthes; Trematoda; Strigeidida; Schistosomatidae
Source: the annotation of a GenBank genome assembly
CAGACAGAUGACCCUGUGCGAUACAUUAAGUUUACACGGUUGCGUUGCGGAUAAGUUCACCCAAUUUCGAACCUCUGCAUUCCUGAUUUCAGAUUUUUCCGGGUUGGCAUACUUUGAUAACAAGAUUUAAGUCAGAAGUGUCAACAUAAACUUUAGAACAGUCCUCUUAUAGGGAGCCCAAACUUGGGAAUUUACCACAAAUAUUACAUCGAGAAUUGAACUGAAUAACGCUCGUAAAAAUGUGCGGGAGAGCAUAGAGCGGCGUUUAUUGAAUAUCUCUGGUCGAUAGCUUAUGUCUGAUAAUGAAUAACAGGUUUAAUUUUCAUUACAUAGUACUUUGGAGAUGCGUGUUGGAUAGAAUGCUCAGUAGUGCUUUCUUAUGCAGUCCUUAAACAUCUCGACGUAUAUCUCAUUUCAUAAGGUACUACUUAUCAUAUCAUAAUUUGUUAAACAUUCUGAGACGUUCAUCAGUAAAAUAGUAGCGUCUUCAACAUCCAACAGCGAGUUCGACCUUGAGAACGAACGUAGUGUCCUUCGUCGGUUGCUGAGUUUCAAGGUUCAGGUACCAUUUACCAAGGUCGUCAUUUACAAACAUCAUAUGUUAUCUUCACCAUUAGGGUUUAAUGUCCAAAGAAAUGUAAAGAUAAAAUCAAUUUACCAGGUUAUUGGUAUCUUGGUUGGAGUAUGCUUCAAUAUAUUUUAUAUCACAGUGCGAGAUGUAGGGACUGCAGUUUGUUGUUCAUUUUCAAUUCUGUUUGGGUCUGUUGGACUAUAUGUCGACAUACAGUUACUCAGAGGACACUGGAGAGUAUGGCCAUGUAUCCUUCGACGGUACAUGUGGCUGGGUAUAGUUGGGUCAAUUCUCUCUUUAGCGGUGCUUCUGGGGAAUUUAUACAAUGAAAUGAAAAACCGUCGUAAGUUAGCAAUUAGACUAAUAUAUCUUAGAAAUGUCAUCUUUUCGGUCGGAUUUAUGGUCGUUGUCGUCCCUACACUGGUCAGCUAUCCUAGCAUGGACAUCUUGGAAGUACCAUGUUCUGCUAACAGAUGUUUAUACGCUAUCAAAAGGUCACAGUUAGUGUCUUUUCUGUUCGCCUUAGUGUGAGAUAAUAACCUUAUUAAAACUACUGGAACUUUAUUUAUACAUAUAGUUAAAUUUUACCAUACGUAUAUGGUGAAAUCUGACCACUUAAAUUACUUUGUUUUAUAUGGACGUUUAAUUGUACCAGUAAACAUGUUACCUGCCUUAAAUUCACAUACCUGCUUUUUCACCUUUUGCACUUGAUCAAAUUUUAAAAAAAUUGAGACCCUUAAUCUUGAAGUGAUUUUUUCCAACACACGGCCUAUUUCAGUAAAUUAACAAAACGGCAGUUAUCUUAUGUCGAUGAUGCAACGUCUAUUGGAGACCUGGUUUCACGUUAGAGGUAUCAGUGAAAGACGAUUCGUGGUGUAGUAGUGUGUUUCAGUAGUCUACAACUCGGUGGAACGCGAACUUCUAGACGUAAACACUCCACUCCAGAUUAAUAAGGGAAUUGGAAUUAAGAAGUCUCAGGAAAAGACAACAUGCGUAUUUACUCUCAACCCAGACGUUUAGAACGAUGAGCGAAAUAUUUCAAGGAGCAGUUUAUCUGACAUUUAGCCACUCUACGACUGCCCAUAAUUUCAAAACAACCUGAAUGGAAUGUUGAAGUAGGUCCCGCGACUCUAGCAGAAGUUCGAAAGGCU